CUAGGCACCCAGAAUCCCAGUGCAUACUUGCAUCAAGUAAAAGAAGUGCCGAUCUUGAUCAUUGUAAAGCAAGGACGAGUGUUAAUGAGUAAAGAAAGGCCAGAAAGGUCUUGCAUCACAAAGAUUCAUCAUGUACUUGUCAUGCUGGAAAAGUUGUCAUCGUUAUCUUCAUCAAAAAAAAAAGAGACUACAGAAAG
Molecule: messenger RNA, 197 nt
Organism: Acaulospora morrowiae
Lineage: Eukaryota; Fungi; Glomeromycota; Glomeromycetes; Diversisporales; Acaulosporaceae
Source: the annotation of a GenBank genome assembly